GUUGUGUAUGUAGCGGUCUGCGCAAAGACACCAAACGAAGGCCAAACGGCGCACAACUGGGGCCGCUUGCGCAUUCUUUUUUGUGGAGCAAGCAGAAUACAUGACCACCUACUGAAUUAUCCAUAAGACAACCAUGUUGUUAGGAUUACGUGCGUCGGGGCCUAUGAGGCUCGGGGGCCCGAGUUGCGGCGCAAGUCUCGCCCCAAUUGCUAUAGGCUGGCGACUGCGAGGAAUUCUACCGCCAACGUAUACGCCGUCACGGAUUGUGUGCGCACAUGCUGCAAAGCGUGGUCGACCUCGGAAGACCGACGAGCCGGCCCCGGAGAUAGCGGAGAGCGAGGAGCCAGAAGCUCCUGCGGAGGACCCCGCAGCGCCCAGGCGCGGCCGCCGCAGUAAGAAGGAGAAGGCCCAGGAGGAGGCCCGGGACCUGCUGCAGAGCCAGCAAGUGGACCUGGAGGUGCUGGAGGAGUUCAAAGCGCGUGCCGCUGCGGAGGACGAGGCGCGCAAGGCGGCCAUCGGCGGCGGCGAGGACGACCCGCGCCGCCUGAACUUCCACAGGUCGCUGCUGGCUGCCUCCGCGCGGGGCCUGACGGCCGAGUGCAGCCGUAUCAUUGACUCCAUGAUUGACGCGGGGCUUCAGCCGGGUGCACGCGCCAUCCACGUGUGGGCCUACUCCCACAUUGUGGUCGGCGACGGCCGCGCGGCGCGCCGCGUGGCGGAGGAGGCGAAGCAGACGUUCGGCGUGGAGUGGAUCCCGGAGACGUACGUGGCGCUGAUGCACGGCGCGCUGUCCUGCAACGGCGAGGCGCCCGACCUGAUGGCCGCACUGCAGAUGUGGGUGGCGCAGCAGGACGCCGCCGCAGCCGGCCGCAACGCCAACCCGCAGCUGGGCUUCGUGUUCCUGGCCAAGGAGCUGUUCAGGCUGCGCUACAGCGCGCUGGCCAUGCAGGUUGUGUCUGAGGGCUACGCUGCGGGCUUCAAGCCAGACGACAAGCUGGCGGCGCUGGUCAUCGAGCAGCUGUGCAAACAGGGCCUGCAGGCCGAGGCCGCCGCCGAGAUGCAACGGCUGCUGGACGCGGGUCUGCCGGUGGGCCCGGAGCAGUACGACACGCUGGUGCGCCUGGAGGCGGCGCGCGGCAGCGUGGAGGGGGCGCGCAGCAUGCUGCAGAAUUUCUACACGGACGCGCGCUUCUCGCCGCCGCGGGCCUCCACCUACAACGCGCUGCUCAAGGGCCUGGCCUCCGGCCUGCGCCUGGCACCGCUGGGCGGGGCCUUCCCGGCGGCGGCGCUGGCGGGCGAUGAGGACGGCCUGGACGCCGAUGAGGAGGCGGCGGCGGCCGGCGGGCGGCGGCUGGUGCUGGACGGCGACUCGCUGGACAAGCUGCUGGUGGUGCUGCGGGAGGAGAUGGUGGCGCGCGGGCUGCGGCCCGGCAAGGAGACGUACGCGGCCAUGGUGGAGUCGUUCGCGGCUGUGGGCGACCUGGACGGCGCCCUCAGCGCCUACGACACACUGCUGCGCGCCAACGGCAGCCCCGCGCUGCUGCGCAAGAAGUACCUGGGCCGCCUCGUGGUGGGCCUGCUGGUGUCGGACCGCCCCAUCGACGCGCUGCGUGUGCUGCGUGACUGCUCCGAGAGCUCCUCCUUCGACGACGCGCGCGAGAGCGUCACGCUGCCGCCCGCCGCCUCGGACGCGCUGCCGGGCCCCGCCGCCGGCGGCCGCACCGCGCUGACGGUGUGGCUGCAGGCGCACUACGAGACCAUGCGGCAGCGGCGUGGCCAGCGCGCCAGCGUGUUGCAGUUCAUGCAGGACGCCGACAUGUCGAGCCGGCGCGAGGUGGACGGUGUGGUGCUGGGCCUGGGCGGCUGCGUGGUGACGGCGGACGGGCUGUUCGUGCCGCCCAGCCGCAUGACCACCGCCGAGCUGAGGGCCGAGCUCAGCGGCGCCGGCAUUGAGGUGCCGGCCAGCGCCACGGGCGGCAGCAGCAGCAGCACCAGGAGUCAGCUGCUCAAGCUGGUCAAGGACCGCCGCACCAAGCUGCCCUCGGGCGUGAUUGAGAUGCAGGCGCAGCUGGCGGCGCAGCUGGAGGCGCGGGAGGAGGCGGAGCUGCGCGCGGCGCGCAAGGCCGCCGCGCUUGCGUCCCGCGAGGAGUCCGGCGGUGACGACGACUUCCUGUGGGACGACGAGGCGGAGGAGGACGAGAUGGAGGACGACGACGACGACGACGGCCCCACAGGCCUGGACCCGAACGUGGCGAGCAUCAUCGCGGACGAGGGCACCUUUGAGGGCGGCGACUCCAUUGAGGACAGCCCCACCUUCUUCGCCGCCGCCCGCGGCCGCCUGGCCGCCACCGGCGAGAUGCAGGAGCGCGACAGCCUGCGCGUUCGGGGCGCGGCGGAGGCGGAGGAGGCGGAGGAGGAGGACGAGGAGGCGGAGGUGGAGGAUGAGGAGGAGCUGGAGGAUGAGUAUGAGUACGAUGACGUGGAUGUGGACGUGGAUGAUGAUGACGAGGACCUGCCUCUGAUCCGGCUGGAUGACCUUGAUGAGGACGAGGACGAGGAGGAGGACGAGGAGGAGGACGACGACGCCGACGACAUGCUCGAGUCCGUGGACAUGAUCUCCGGCCCCGGCCUGGACGCCGCCGCCACCGCCUCCCGCAACAAGCGCCGCCGCAAGCGCCGCGUCAGCGACGAGGACGACGACGACUACGAUGAGGAGGACGACGAGCUGGCCGAGCUCGGCCUGGACGACGACGCGCCGCUCAGCGACGGCCUGGGCCCCAUCCCCGGCGCCAACCGCCGCGGCCGCGAGUUCAUCCAGAUGCAGAAGGUGGAUGAUGACGAGGCCAUUCUGGACCAGGUCCUGGCGAUGAGCACUUUUGAUGCCUCGCGCUUCAACGAGGCCGCGGGCAUGGUGGUGGCUCUGCGCAUGCUGGGGCUGUGGGCGGCGGUGGGCGGCGUGCCCUCGGCGGCGGACUUCCUGGCCCUGUACGAGGGCGCGGUGGUGGAGGCGCACCCGCGCUGCGCCGCCGACCUGGCGGAGCAGCUGCCGGUGCUGGAGGCGGGCGGAGACGUCAGCUCCGAGCAGCUGACGGAGAUGAUGGUGACGCUGGCCAACAUCUGCCUCAGCCCCGCCAAGGCCGACGCCGAGGCCGCCGACCGCAUCAUCACCGCCAUGGAGGACGCCGGCCUGGCGGUGCCGCCCGGCCUCUACAGCGGACUGGCGGCGGCGCUGGGCGGCCGCAAGCGCACGCGCGAGAGCGUCCUGGGCCGCAGCGGGCACGAGGUGGCGGCGGUGGAGUGGGAGGCCGCCGGCAACAUGGCCAAUGUGACGCUGGACGCCGACGUGGAAGACAUCCGCGGUGCGGAGGAGGGCGAGGGCGAGGCCGGCGCCACGGCCUCCACGGACGAGGCCGAGGAGGAGGCCGAGGAGGGCGAGGAGGGCGAGGGCGAGGAGGAGCUGUUCGCCGGGUAUGAGGAGGACCCCGCCUCGCAGGAGGCUGAGGAGCUGGAGUGGCUGUUCCAGCGGGACGCCGACGAGGACGACUCCUGGAUGGACGACCUGGACACGCGGCCCGCAGACGUGGAAGAGGUGCGUGCCGAGGCCGAGGCCAAGGCCGCCGCAGCGCGGCAGGAGGCGGCGGUUGCCAACGCGCUAGAGCGUGUGCGGCUGGUCGCCGGCCCCGCCGCCGCGGCGCUGCUGGCGCAGACCAUUGAGCAGCGCGACGCGGCGCGCCUGGAGGAGGCCGCCAAGGAGGCCGCCGUCGCGUCGGACACCGUGGCCGAGGAGCGCGUGGACCUUAUGUCGUCGCUGGAGACGGCGCUGGUGGAGAGCGGCACCGUGACGGUGCUACCCGCGGUGGCGGCGCCGCAGGCGUGGCAGGCGGGCGGCGCGGGCUCGGGCUCGGGUGAUGGUGCCAGGCCCGAGGAGGCGCGGGCGGACGCGGAGCUGCAGGACCUGACGGCGGAGGUGGAGUGGCAGGCCAAGUCGAUGCUGGAGCUGCCGCCGGUGGUGCUGGCGGAGGCGGCUAAUGCGGCGCUGGCGGAGAUGCGGGCGGCGGGCGUGGUGGAUGAGGACGACGCGGCUGCGCUGCAGCGCAUCGCUGACAAGGCCACGGUGCUGGAGCAGCUGCGCGCCGUGUCCACCGCCGCCGCCGCCGCGCAUCCCGGAGGCAUGGACGCCGCCGCCGAGGACGUGGAGGCCGCGCUCGGCAAGCUGCAGGCCGCGGAGGCCGCCGCCAUGUCGUACGCGGCGGCGGUGGGGCUGGACGCGGCGGCGGCGGGCGAGGACCUGGCGGCGGCGGCGCGCGAGGCGGCGGGCUGGGGCGAGGACGAGGUGCUAGACUUCCUGGACGAGAUUGAUGAGACGCGCGGCGAGAUGGAUGAGGCGGAGGCGGCCGAGAUGCUGACGGAGGAGGACCUGGAGCCGGCCGUGGACCACGAGACGGCGCUGACUGGGGUGGCCGGCGAGCUGGCGGAGGAGGCGGUGCGGCAGGCGGAGGCGCUGCUGGAGCUGGAGGCGGAGGGCGGCAUCAACACGGGCGACGGCGACACGCCGGACGAGGCGGACGAGCGCUUGUUGAGUGAGGCGGAGCGCGGCUACCGGGCGGCGCUGGUGUUGGGGCUGGAGGACGCGGAGGCGCAGCAGGCGGCGCUGCAGCGCGCGUACCAGGGCGCGGAGGCGGCUUUGAAGGCGGGCAAGAAGCCCAAGUGGAGCAAGGAGCAGCAGGCGGUGGCGGCGGCGCUGGACGCGGGCGACAUGGGCGCGCUGCAGGAGCGGCUGGGGUUGGAGGGCGUGGAGUGGAUCGCGGGCGAGCUGCGCGCGCUGGCGGAGCGGGAGGAGAUGGAGCUGCCGGCCGGCGUGGACGAGGCUGACGAGGACGAGGUGCCGGUGUUGCCCGGCGGCCUGGCGCUGAGCGAGCGCUUCAUGGAGGCGGUGCGCGCCACCGUGGCGGACCGCGCGGCGGCGGCGGAGGCGGAGGGCGUGCCGCCGGCCGAGGUGCUGGGCGGUGAGCUAGCGGUGCUGGACGCCAUGCUGGCAUUGGCCAACGGCUACCGGCCGCAGGGCUUCGAGGGCGAGUCCGUGUCGGACCUGGCCGGCGCCAACGAGGACGGCGAGGACGGCAGCGAGCUGGGCCGCCUGCUGCAGCAGCUGCGCCGCGACGCCUCAGACGCCAUGGCGGCGGCGGACGCGGCGGUGGGCACGGCGCGCGAGGAGCAGGCGUUCGCGGCGGCGGCAAGCGUCGUGUCCGAGCUGAUGGAGGUGGCGAGCGAGGUGUACGAGGAGGCGGAGGAGGCGGCAGCGGAGGCGGAGGAGGCGAUGGGCGAGUACGAGGAGGGUGAGGAGCUGAGCGAGGAGGACGAGGCGGCGAGCCGGGAGGCAGCGCGGCAAAUGCUUGCGGCUCUGGCGGCGUUGCAGCCAAACGCAGGGCUGCCGUUCGGUGCCGAUGGCGCAGGGGCGGAGGAAGAGCAGGGUGGGGCUGCGACGGCAGUGGCGGCGCCGCCGGCUCCGGCGCCGCCGAAGGCGGGGCGCAAGGGUCGGGGCACGCGGGGAACCGCGAGCUCGGAGUGAUUUAGUGGUAGGGACAUUGGGAGAUGUGUCCUCAUUUGCACGGCAGCUCGGGAUGACGGAAGCACGGGUCCAAGCGCUAGAUUAUGCGUAGGUUUGAGAGGCGCGGUACAGGCGGCGAACAAGGAAGGUGGCCCCUGAAGGAAAUGAGGGCUGCGCCCACGUCCCGUUGGUGCACGUCUGAGGGACCGAAGGUGUGGGACGCGGAUCAAUAAGUGCCUGUAUGAGUUAAGGCCUGCAGGCUUGAAGAUUUGGUGCGUUGUUCUGUCCUUUGCUUGCCUGUCGUAUGUUGUGCGUUUGGCAUGCUACCACGGAAUACAUCCCCGCACUACCGUACAGGAGUCUUUGUCAGGCCGUUGCAUCGGUAUCAACGCAUUUCCGCCGGACUACUACGGUACUGGCAGAGGUUAUUUGACGCCAUGUUAGACACGCUUGGGU
Messenger RNA from Chlamydomonas reinhardtii, 6004 nucleotides. RefSeq lists its product as uncharacterized. Gene Ontology annotation, molecular function: protein binding. Bases 164 to 5569 code for a protein of 1801 amino acids. Lineage: Eukaryota; Viridiplantae; Chlorophyta; Chlorophyceae; Chlamydomonadales; Chlamydomonadaceae. The record is from RefSeq and is a predicted model, not a curated record. The transcript is spliced from 24 exons.